Penicillium arizonense is the source of this 1245-nucleotide messenger RNA. RefSeq lists its product as uncharacterized. The record is from RefSeq and is a predicted model, not a curated record. Gene Ontology annotation, cellular component: nucleus. NCBI's taxonomy places the organism in Eukaryota, Fungi, Ascomycota, Eurotiomycetes, Eurotiales, Aspergillaceae. The coding region runs from base 1 to 1245 and encodes 414 amino acids. The transcript has a single exon. Gene Ontology annotation, biological process: DNA alkylation repair; regulation of DNA-templated transcription.
AUGACAGACACCAAAGGCAAAUCAAGGCAUGAAUCUCAGAAAGCGCGCAAGGAAAAACGACAGCCUCUGACCCAUUUUCUUUGUCUACCUCUGAUCAACACUACUUCAAUUACCCAACUGGAUUCCUCCCUCACAGGUUUCAAAACAGCUCAUCUGCCUGGCCCCAGGUCAACUUCUCCAGCAUGUCCCAACGACCAAGCCAGCACCUCGCGUUUGAUCAUACCCAGCAGCGCAUUCCGCCCAUUGGGAACCCUCCAUCUUACACUCGGGGUAAUGAGUCUCUGCAACAAAGAGCGCCUGGAACAGGCUAUAUCCUUCUUUCGAUCUCUCGACUUGAAAGCCCUGAUCAGUGAGGCCGAUCAAGUCGCUGCUCGAAAGAGAAACACCCAUAAUCCAUCAGAAUCAUCGGCAUGUACCCAUGUGGCAGAUCAAGACCAGCCUCUGAUUGUCUCACUUGAGUCAUUACACGCGCUCCCCAGUGCCAAAUCUGCAACUAUUCUACAUGCCUCUCCAGUCGACCCCACAGGCCGCUUAUACCCGUUUUGCGUGAUGCUUCGGGACAAAUUCAUUGGAGCUGGAUUUAUCGAAAAUGAGGCUUCAAAAGCUCAUGCUAAAGAAAAAACGCACCAAAAAUCCUCUACCUAUGACAACAACGUAGCAAAUAGGUCUACCCCGUUACUGAAUCUCCCAACUUCUCCGCCAGCAGAGCAAAAGCCAGAUUCGCCAGCAAAUGUGGACCCAUAUACAGCCGCUUUGUCCCGAAAGCCCAAACCCCGGCCGCUUCUAUUGCAUGCCACCCUCGUCAACACAAUUUACGUCCCUGGUCGGCAGAAUGUCCAAAGUAAAGGCACAGAGAGGAACAAACCGCCAAAACGCAUCACGUUCGAUGCUCGCGAUCUAGUCUCCCAGUACAAGGAUUACUACACUGACGAGACACGGGCCAAUGCACGACCGGUAAACUUCGAAACAAAGGACCACCCUGAAUCAUCCUCCUCGGUUGCCAACGGUAACAGCAAGCAACCCAAAUCCCCGGGACAAAAUUUACACUCAGUGGAUUCUCGGCAAUCGAACCCUACCUACCCCUUCGUCUGGGCGAAAGAUAUUGUUUUGGAUACAGUCUGCAUCUGCGAGAUGGGGGCAAAAAAGAUCCCUUCGCAUCUCAGUGUCACCAGUAAUCAUGACUUGGACAAUCGCCUCGGCGAGAAGUACACGGUUGUGUCUGAGAGGAGUCUGGGUGAUAAGUAG